CUUGUAGAUAUUCAACAACCACACCCCUGCGCAGCCAUGGCAUAUGCGAAUUGGAUACACUCAUCGGCCCUCUUUCACGCUGCCUUCCCAACUAGUAGCCGUCGGAGGGAUACUCUUUCGUCAAGCUUCCGUCCAGCCACUUCCUCCGAUGGCCGGCCGAUAUUCUCUUCAAAUUACCAAUACAAACCUCCAGCCGUCGCCGUCCAAGCUCAGGCCAAGCGAGGCUUCUCCCUGAAAAAGGAAGAGGAAACAGCUUCAGCGGCUGAUAUGCAGUUUGAAGCUCCGCUCAAGAUUGUGCUGUAUCCAGACCCUAUACUGAGGGCAAAGAACAAGCCCGUUGCUACAUUCGAUGAGAACUUGAAGAAAUUAGUAGACGAAAUGUUUGAUGUAAUGUACAAGAGUUGUUGGCUUCCUUGUCCACAGAACUGAUGGAAUCGGGCUCUCAGCACCCCAAGUUGGAAUUAAUGUUCAACUUAUGGUGUUUAAUCCGGUUGGUGAGCGAGGUGAAGGAGAAGAAAUUGUUCUUGUAAAUCCACGUGUCACAAGAUAUUCUAAAAAGUUGGCUCCUUUUACAGAAGGAUGCUUAUCUUUUCCAGGCAUCAAUGCUGAUGUGGUGAGGCCAGAAGCUGUUAAGGUUGAUGCGCAAGACAUAACCGGUGAAAAGUUUUCAGUUGGCUUAUCAGGCCUCCCUGCACGGGUUUUUCAACAUGAAUUUGAUCAUUUAGAGGGUGUUCUCUUCUUUGACAGAAUGACUGCACAAGUUGUUGAUAGCAUUCGUACACAACUACAGGAGCUGGAACAAAAGUAUGAGGAUAGGACCGGAUUGUCAAGCCCUGAAAAGAUAGAAACCCGCAAAAGAUGGAAGGCGGCUGCUGGAUUUGGACGAUCUUGAUUCGAUUGUCGCCAUUAUGGUAGUAGUGUUUGUAUACUUGAUACUAGUUUUUCAUUUUAGGCA
Molecule: messenger RNA, 955 nt
Organism: Lactuca virosa
Lineage: Eukaryota; Viridiplantae; Streptophyta; Magnoliopsida; Asterales; Asteraceae
Source: the annotation of a GenBank genome assembly